AUGCAAAAUUUUGAUGUUUUGAAGUUUGCACGGUUCGAAAAGGAAGACCAAGCGCGACGGUAUACAAAGAACUCCGUAAGAUUAAAAACGCUAAAUACUAACAAGACAAGACUUACACAAUAAAUAUGACAAGUUUUUAGGCCGUAAAAGAACAGCCCAGUUACUUCAGCAAAUUCCAAUGGAGAACCUCGCGGGUCGCGCGGAUAACAUCCCCAAUGAAAUGGAAAGUAAGAACUAUGAAUUUGUAAAAUCAUAUACGAAUCCUUGCUCCUUCUUCAAUUUUGUCUAUGUCCACUUCAGCGAGGGCCUGCAACCAAAAAAGUACUCGUAAUUGUGGUCUACUUGUUUUAUGCAUUGAAACGACAACAACGAUUCAAAUGA
Messenger RNA from Bursaphelenchus xylophilus (pine wood nematode), 381 nucleotides. The record is from the annotation of a GenBank genome assembly. NCBI's taxonomy places the organism in Eukaryota, Metazoa, Nematoda, Chromadorea, Rhabditida, Aphelenchoididae.